Molecule: messenger RNA, 1958 nt
Organism: Nomia melanderi (Alkali bee)
Lineage: Eukaryota; Metazoa; Arthropoda; Insecta; Hymenoptera; Halictidae
Product: testis-specific serine/threonine-protein kinase 3
Biological process (GO): protein phosphorylation; microtubule cytoskeleton organization; intracellular signal transduction
Cellular component (GO): cytoplasm
Molecular function (GO): ATP binding; tau-protein kinase activity
Source: RefSeq, a predicted model, not a curated record
UAUAUCUCGAUGCUGUCGUCAUAUCCGAAAUUCAAAUUUUUAAAUCUGAUCAUGAAAGUUAAUGUAUUUUUAUAUUUAUUAUACGCACGUAACAAUCUUUUAAUAUCCUAUAUCAUAUAAUUUAUUUAUAAUACAGUUUUUUAUUUAUACAAUUAAUGACAACUUACGACGAUUUUGCGAAUAAUAAAUAAAAGCUAUUCUAUUGUUUUUCAAACCUCGUAAUGCAGAAGUCAUGAGUUUUCAUGCUCUAUUUCGAGCAAAAUAUUAAUUGAUCAAAAUGGUUAAGUAAUGUAACACGUUCUACUAAUUUCUAUUUCUUAAAAUGAGCCGAGGUACACAAACAAAAACAUGACGUUUGUAUAAACUAUGUAAGAAUAACAAUUCAAUUAAAAUAAAAGGCUUCUCUUAAUUAAUGAAGAAUAUAUUACAGUGUCUUAUGAAAAGUGACUCAAAUAUUUUGCAUAUUCUUUCUUAAAUGGAAAAUGAAAAAUUCUACUUUAUUAAAUUUUUUAUUUAAAUGUCGUUGAACGACCUGUAAAUUUCCUGUUCUUCUAAGAUAUCAGGAUUAAUGAAGUUAGAUGAUGUUCAUCAGAUCUCAUGACGGAUUUGAAUCAAACUUCAUCUGAGGAGGCUGUUUUAUUUGCACGUGGUUACAAAUUUCUGAAGAAGCUGGGAGAAGGUUCCUAUGCAAAAGUAUACCUGUCAGAAUACAAGUCAGAAUCAGAACCAGAUAAAAACAAAAAGCUGGCCUGUAAAGUGAUAGAUACCACUAAAGCACCAAAAGAUUUCGUGAAGAAGUUCCUGCCUCGUGAACUUGAUAUUCUAGUGAAGGUGAAUCAUCCCCAUGUAGUUCAUGUGCAUAGUAUAUUUCAGAGACGAGCUAAAUACUUCAUGUUUAUGAGGUAUGCUGAAAAUGGUGAUCUCCUCGAAUUUAUCUUGAAGAAUGGUGCAGUUCAGGAAAGCCAGGCUCGUGUGUGGCUUAGACAACUUACACUUGCUUUGCAAUAUCUACACGAGUUGGAAAUAGCACAUCGUGAUGUGAAGUGUGAAAAUGUUCUCCUCACAUCAAAUUACAAUCUUAAGCUUGCCGAUUUUGGAUUUGCCCGUUACGUAAUCGAUGAUCAAGGGAAACAGGUUCUUAGCGACACUUAUUGCGGCUCCCUGUCGUACAUAGCACCGGAAAUCCUUCGAGGCUCGCCAUACAGCCCCAAAAUGUCUGAUAUUUGGUCCCUAGGCGUUAUCUUAUACAUCUUGCUAAAUAAAGCGAUGCCGUUCGACGAUACUGAUAUCAAACGCUUGUACAUACAACAGAGAAACCGCAAGUGGAAAUUCCGUAGCAAAGUUGCACCAAUAUUAAGUGAACAGGUGAAGAAAUUAGUCUCCGCUAUUCUGGAACCUGAUCCAGGGAAACGUAUGAAACUAGAUCAGAUUAUCAACAGUGAGUGGAUCGCUAUGGAUCCUCGCCUUUUAGUGCUCACGCCUGCCGAACAAGCUGCCUUGACCAAUGCUCAAGAGGAAAGGAAGAAAAUGGAAGAAAAAUUCUCUAAAAGAGAUCCUAAACUGUUCAAAGUGGAAGAAAAGAGUAAAAUACAACCGCAGCCACCUAGUAAAGGGAAACAAGAUGUUACUGUUAUCAAGAAAGCUGCGAACGUUUGUAUUUCACCAAUCAGUUUUAAUGUUUUUGUUGUUUAUAUCUUUUUUUCGUUUGCCUUCUAGGUGGUACUAUCUUCUAUAGCAAAUGGACCUUUUUUAAGAGAUGUCUGAGAAGUGACUUUACUGCUUAUAUCAAAUACGUGAAUAUUGGUUUUGAGAACUGCUUUGUUGCAAAAAUUAAGUUAGUAAAAUUUUUAUAUGUCCACACUUUUUAAGGAAUAUUAAUUUAUUAUGCUUUAUGUAGUUCAACGACGAUAAUUGUUUACAUUAUUUUAACAAGGAAUAUAAUUUUGUAAUAAAUCAAA